This is a messenger RNA of Lycium barbarum (goji berry), 2294 nucleotides long. Its product is annotated as potassium channel KAT3. The transcript is spliced from 13 exons. NCBI's taxonomy places the organism in Eukaryota, Viridiplantae, Streptophyta, Magnoliopsida, Solanales, Solanaceae. Gene Ontology annotation, biological process: transmembrane transport; potassium ion transport. The coding region runs from base 114 to 1961 and encodes 615 amino acids. Gene Ontology annotation, cellular component: membrane. Gene Ontology annotation, molecular function: voltage-gated potassium channel activity. The record is from RefSeq and is a predicted model, not a curated record.
UAUAAUGAGUAAUGAAUUGACCCCCUAAACAACAAACUAAGAAUUGACCCCCUAAACAACAAACUAAGUACCAAGAAGACUCCACCCCUAUCUGUCAAUCUUUUUUGACCAAGAUGUCGUUGCCGGAGAUAACGAGGGCGGCAGCCAAGUGGAGAAAUAAGAAACUAACAUCAGUUUCAAGUAGCCUGUUGCCAGCUUUUGGUAAAGUCACGGGUGAAGGAUCUCUCAAGCUUAAAAGAUUUGUUAUUGCUCCUUAUGAUCGUAGAUAUAGAAUAUGGCAAACAUUUCUGGUGGUAUUGGUGGUGUACUCAGCAUGGUCAUCCCCUUUCGAGCUGGCAUUCAAGAAGGUAGCAAGUGGGGGACUCUUGCCUGUUGAUUUAUUGGUGGAUGCCUUCUUCGCCCUUGACAUUCUUCUCACUUUCUUUGUCGCUUACUUGGACAAAUCCACUUAUUUACUAGUUGAUGAUCACAAGAAAAUUGCUUUCAGGUUUGCGACUCAUCUAGGAUUCCCAAUGGAUGUUGCUUCAACCAUACCAUUUCAAACAAUAUUCCAAAUCUUUGAUGGGAAAAAGCAAGAAGAUGACAUUUUUGGCUUCCUCAACUUGCUCAGACUUUGGCGACUACGGCGUGUUAGUAAGUUCUUCUCAAGGCUAGAGAAGGACACUCGAUUCAGCUACUUCUGGACAAGAAUAUGUAAACUAAUUUGUGUGACCUUAUUCGCGGUGCAUUCCGCUGGGUGUUUUUAUUACUGGCUAGCAACAAAUUAUCACACUGCAGAUAAUACCUGGAUUGGAUCAAAUGUUACUAAUUUCCAAGAAAGAAGCAUUGCUCUAGGAUACACAUAUUCCAUGUACUGGUCUGUUGUUACGCUCACCACAGUCGGCUAUGGCGAUCUCCGCGCACAUAAUACAGGAGAGAAGGUUUUCGCCAUCUUGUACAUGCUUUUCAACAUUGGCCUCACUGCUUACUUAAUUGGCAACAUGACCAAUCUUAUUGUCCACAGUGUCGCUCGAACCUUCGCGAUGAGGGACGCCAUCAAUGAUAUAUUGCGAUAUGCAAGCAAGAAUAGACUUCCAGAAGGCAUAAAAGAGCAAAUGCUGGCACAUUUAACACUCAGAUUCAAGACUGCAGAACUACAGCAUGAGGAAGUACUAGAGGUCUUGCCCAAGGCAAUAAGAUCUAGCAUUGCACAGCAUCUCUUCCAUACAACCCUUGAAAAUACCUACCUUUUCAAAGGGGUUUCCGAAGACUUUUUAGUCCAGCUGGUUUCAGAGAUAAAAGCAGAAUACUUCCCACCAAAAGUUGACAUCAUUAUUCAAAAUGAGAUACCAACUGAUUUCUACAUUAUUGUCUCCGGGGCUGUGGAAGUAGUUACAUACGAGAAUGGAAUCGAAAAGUUCCUGUCAAAGUUAGUAUCCCCAGAAUUGUUCGGGGAAAUAGGUGUGAUCUUUAAUACGCCGCAGCCUUUCACCGUGAGAAGUAAGAGGCUUUCUCAGGUUGUUCGAAUCAGCCAUCAUCAUUUCAAGCAACUCGUGCAGCCCCUUAAAGCAGAUGGAAAGAUAAUCCUCUCCAAUUUUCUUCAGCAUCUGAAAGGAAUUGAAAAGGAAAAGCUACAACAGAUACCGCUCAUAUCGGAGCUGCUCAGCGACCUGUAUAGUGAGGUGGGUACAGUGAGUAAGGGACAAAAUCAUGAAGGACAAAGACAAGAAGGAAAUAGAAUUCCAAGAAUGUCAGGCACACUCCCCACUAGGAUUAUAAUACAUGGAUAUCAUCCACAUGACAAACCAAAUGAAGGAGGAAUUGCAGGAAAACUAAUACAUCUACCUGACUCAGUUGAAGGUCUCCUAGCAAUAGCAGAAAAAAGGUUUGGCAAAAGAGGAAGUACAAUUCUCACGGCAGAUGGCUCCCAACUGGAGGAUUUGGGUGCUAUGCGCGAAAAUGAUCACUUGUAUAUAGUUUGACGGAUCCUCAAAGACGUGUACUGAUAAGUGAAAUAAGCAGAUUAGGGAAUUAUCUUACUUAGACAGAGAGUAUGUCUGAGUUUGCAAACCUUUAUCUAGAGGUUUUGAAAGUUUAAAUACUUCCUAUGAUCUUAUGAUAGAGGAGAUUUAAAAGAACAUCAAAAGUCGGAAGAUCAGCAACUAGCCUCUUAGCAUUCCUGUACCUGGAACUUUUGUUUACCCCUUAUUUGUGCUCAGUUGCCUACCAAAUGAUAUUUUCGCGUAGUUUUCAUAUGGAUUCAAUCAUCAGCUUAUAUUUUCUUUUUCGCCCUCAAUGAUUCAGAAUAGAAGUGU